AUGACACUCAAGAAGCAGCAGCAAGAAAUACAACACCAGAAAGACAUAAAACUCUGGUACAGCAAGAGCAAGGACAAGUAUAAUAUUCUUAAUACGACCAAAAAGGGAGUAAUAGAGGCUGAGGGCAUAGUGACCAGCGAGGAGAUCAUGAAUUCGGUGGACAUUGGCACAAAGCAAAAAACGUACAGCUUAAAAAUGGAUAAUGGUCCAUACACAAUAAGAUACUCUCCGUCGGGAGACACUGUUCUAUAUCUGGGGAUGGAAGAGGUGAAGUCAGUAAACACUCUUGGGAUGAACGUAAAUGCAGAGAUAUAUCUUAAAGACAGAAUAUACGACGGAACGUUUUUGCACUCUGGCGAGUUUUAUGCACUUGCGCAGUCAAAGGCUGUGUACAUAUACGAUAAGGUGGGUGUGGAGCUGCAUGUCGUCCGAGAAGCGCGGGAUGUAAGGAGUAUAAAGUUUCUGCAAGACCACUUCCUUCUUGCGUCUAUCUCGGAGAAUGGGUAUCUUCGGUACCAGGACACAACGAUUGGCAAGUGUGUGUCAGAGAUAAAAACAAAGGAAAGAAACUCAAAGGUUGAGGUGGACAGAACAAAUGGCAUGGUGUAUCUAACAGGAUCCUCCGGCACAGUCUCUCUCUGGUCUCCAAGAGCACCAGAGUAUCUAGCAAAGGUACUAUGCCACCGGUCCAAGGUAGAACACUGCAAAGUGUCUGAUGAUGGGCGCGUGCUCUACACGGCCUCCAGAAAUGAAAUCAAGACAUGGGAUAUAAGAAACACGUUCAAGCCUCUAUCUGAGAUGGCAAUGCCUGGGCUAGUCCGAGAGAUGGGUGUUUGCCAGACAGGAAAGCUGGCAGUUGCGCAGAAAUCAUCGGUCUUGGUGUACAGCCAGUCCCUACAGCCUGAGAUACAGCACCACACAGGAAGAGAUCUUGCAACGUCUCUUACAUUCAUGCCAUACGAGGAUAUCCUUGCAGUAGGAAGCAAGUCUGGCAUAGAGAACAUUAUUGUGCCAGGGGCUGGAUUGCCCACUUACAGAAGAAACGAGAACCCCCAUGUCUCAAGAAAGGAGAAGAAAAACUCAGAAGUGCGAAGAAUACUUGAAAAGAUUCCAGCCGAUAUGAUCUCAUUAGAAAACGAGAUUGGUACAGAGAUGAAGAACAUCUUUGAAGAAGAAAUUACUCCAAUGAAGUUCGAAACGCCUGCUGGCAAAGUCAGAAGACUCAUGAAGCUGAACUACGGCUAG
Molecule: messenger RNA, 1245 nt
Organism: Nematocida ausubeli
Lineage: Eukaryota; Fungi; Microsporidia
Exons: 1
Coding region: 1-1245 (414 amino acids)
Biological process (GO): maturation of SSU-rRNA from tricistronic rRNA transcript (SSU-rRNA, 5.8S rRNA, LSU-rRNA)
Cellular component (GO): 90S preribosome; small-subunit processome; nucleolus
Molecular function (GO): protein binding
Source: RefSeq, a predicted model, not a curated record